Messenger RNA from Chara braunii, 1469 nucleotides. NCBI's taxonomy places the organism in Eukaryota, Viridiplantae, Streptophyta, Charophyceae, Charales, Characeae. The record is from the annotation of a GenBank genome assembly.
GGGGAGCGGGGGAGCGGGAUACAAUGCGAGGAAGGUCGGGAUUGGGGGGGGAUGGGGGUGCGACGGGUGGGAGGAUGGGAUCGGGAUCGGGGUGACGCAGAAUGGAGAUCGGAGGGACGGUGGGGAAAUGGAUACGAGGGAUCGGGGCGGGAAAUCGAUGUUGGGGGACGAGAAGUGCGAUUGGAAGCGGGAGGGGGGUGGAAGUCGGGAUUAGAGUCGGAGUGGGGGGAAGGGGAGGAUCGGAAUCGGGAUUGGAGGAAGUACGACAGUCACGCGCACGUGCGCGCAGAGGGGUUCGGAGUCGGAUGGGGUCGGGAGCGGGAGCGGAGAAAGGCCGGAUGGGGAUCGGCGGAGGAGAGGCUGAAGGUGGGGAAUUGGUCAGGAUCGGGGCGGGGCACUGCGGGUGGGGAACGGGUAUGGGAUUGGGGGGAGAUUGGAGGAGAAUCAGGGAUGGGGUCGGGAUUGGGAAAGGGAGUGGGGAGGGUAGGGGGAGUCGGGAUGGUAGCACUUGUGGUGGGAGAGGGUCGGGGUCGGGAUCGCGGCGUUGGCUUGGAGAAACUGCUUGGUGCCGAGGGCCAAGUGUCAGAGAUGAAGUACGAGUUAGAGGCACUCAGGCCUGUUUUAUUGCAGACCGCCGAGGAGACAAGUGCCCUUUUAGCAGUGAUUGAAGGAGAGACAAAGGAAGUGGAGGCAACUCGUGCCACUGUUGAGGCAGAAGAAGCUGUUGCAAAUAUAAAGGCAAAUGAGGCAAGGAGUAUCAAGGAUGAAUGUGAGUCUGACCUAGCCGUGGUGGAGGAGGGAAGCGAGGAAUGCGAGGGAGGUGGGGCUCUGUGGAAUCGGAGAAGUAGAGGGGGCUGGGUAGAUCUGGGAGAGAACAGCUCCAAUAGCGAAGUCGGAUGCGUCGGUGAUGACGAUGAAUGGGCACGAGUAGUCAGGCAUGAUGGUAAACUCGUAGUGCCCGAAAUGAGAACGAAAAGCGGUCUUGGGCUGGUCCUCCUCGGCUACGCGGAUCUGGUGAUAUUCGCUACGAAGAUCGAUCUUCGUGAAGAAAUGGUGGCCGACGAGGCGUUCAAACAGGUCAUCCGCGUGAGGCAUGGGAUAGCUAUUUUUGACCGUGUAGUGGUUCAGACCAUGGUAGUCAAUACAGAGACGAAGCAGCUCCUCAAGUUGGUGCUUGAGUUCCUGGGCUUCGGGAACCGAAAGGCGAUAAGGGGCACAAUUCUGAAUGCGAUAGUUGGGCUCGAGCUGGAUGUGGUGCUCGAUACCACGCAUGGGAGGAAUGUUGCUAUAGGAGACAAAUGGUGGGAAAACAUCGUGAUACUCACGAAGGAGGGCACCAACGUUAGGCGGCAAGGAAGAAAGAAUGGUGUCGAAUUCCUUGGCAGCGGCAACGUCUGAAGCAGGGGUGGAGGGGGUUUGUAUAGGGGUAGGGACUGAGGGUGUAUCAGUGAUAAAGGAAGCGAAAAAGU